GCUGUUGGAUGCCUAAAAGUAUCCUAAAAGUGCCUCGCGCUUGGCGUUGGUUCUGCGUUUUCCCAGCAUUAGUGCGCGGCGGCGCUGCUUUUAUUUAACUGCGCGCGAGGAGGAACGUCGAUCAAAUCAUGGCCAUCCACUCGAACUCUUUACCUAAACCUUGCUUGGUGUUGUGGAUGCUUCGGGCUUUCCUGGACCUGGCCGCUUCGCAGGAGGUUUACGCGCCGCACUCAAUUCGGGUUGAAGGAGACGUGACGCUGGGGGGACUCUUCCCCGUCCACGCCAGAGGGGUCCCUGGGAUGCCGUGCGGGGAUAUCAAGAAGGAAAACGGCAUCCACCGGCUAGAGGCGAUGAUGUACGCCUUGGACCAGAUUAACAACGAUGACGACCUGCUGCCCAACGUCACCCUGGGCGCCCGGAUCCUGGACACCUGUUCCAGAGACACUUACGCACUGGAGCAGUCGCUGACUUUUGUGCAGGCGCUCAUCCAGAAGGACACGUCGGACGUGAGGUGCACCAACGGCGAGCCGCCGGUGUUCGUUAAACCCGAGAAAGUUGUCGGGGUGAUCGGGGCAGCAGCCAGCUCUGUGUCGAUCAUGGUGGCCAACAUUCUGCGGCUCUUUCAGAUCCCUCAGAUCAGCUAUGCAUCCACGGCACCGGAGCUAAGUGAUGACCGGCGGUAUGAUUUCUUCUCCCGGGUGGUGCCGCCAGACAGUUUCCAGGCCCAGGCGAUGGUGGACAUUGUGAAGGCCAUGGGUUGGAACUACGUGUCCACUGUGGCAUCUGAAGGCAGCUACGGGGAGAAGGGGGUGGAUGCUUUCACACAGCUUUCCAGAGAAGCAGGUGGAAUCUGUAUAGCACAGUCACUGAAGAUUCCUCAUGACCACAAACCCUCUGACUUUGAUAAAAUCAUUCGCCUGCUUCUCGACACUCGGUACGCCAGGGCAGUCAUCCUGUUCGCCUCUGAUGAAGAUAUCAGGGGUAUCCUUGAUGCGAGUAAGCGAGCAGACCAGGUUGGCCAUUUUUUGUGGCUCGGCUCAGACAGCUGGGGAGCCAAAAACAGUCCCAUCCACCAAUUAGAGGACGCUGCUGUCGGGGCUGUCACAAUACUGCCAAAAAGAGCAACCAUCAGUGGAUUUGAUGCAUAUUUCACAUCACGCACUCUGGAGAACAACCGGCGGAACGUGUGGUUUGCUGAGUACUGGGAAGAAAAUUUCAACUGCAAGCUGAUGAGCUCCUCCAAGAAAGAUGAGAACAGCAGAAAGUGCACAGGUCUGGAGCGCAUUGGAAUAGAUUCCAAGUACGAACAAGAGGGUAAAGUCCAGUUUGUGAUCGAUGCCAUAUAUGCCAUGGCCCACGCCCUGCACAACAUGCAGAGGGACCUCUGUCUAGAGAACUCUGGAAUCUGUCCAGAGAUGGAAGUAGCAGGAGGAAAGAAGCUGCUCAAGUACAUCCGUAGUGUCAGCUUCAAUGGAAGUGCAGGUACUUCAGUGACAUUCAAUCGUAAUGGCGACGCCCCUGGGCGCUACGAUCUGUUUCAGUACCAGUGGAAUAAUGUCACGGGACCAGGCUAUCGCGUGAUUGGACAGUGGACAGAAACCCUGCAGCUCAGUAUUGAAGACAUGCAGUGGCCUGAGGGUGAGCAAGAUAUUCCAACUUCCGUAUGCAGCCUCCCCUGUAAAUCUGGUGAAAGGAAAAUAGUGAAAGGCAUGCCCUGCUGCUGGCACUGCGAACCCUGUGACGGCUACCAGUACCAGUAUGAUGAGUUCACCUGCAAACUUUGCUCCUACAACAUGAGGCCCAGUCCUAACCGCACGUCUUGCCAACCCAUACCCAUAAUAAAGCUUGAGUGGCACUCACCCUGGGCAGUGAUUCCUGUUUUCCUGGCAAUGCUUGGGAUCAUUGCUACAAUUUUUGUCAUGGCGACUUUUAUACGGUACAAUGAUACGCCAAUUGUCCGAGCAUCUGGAAGGGAGCUAAGUUAUGUUCUGCUGACUGGGAUCUUCCUAUGUUACAUUAUCACGUUUGUAAUGAUUGCUAAACCUGAUGUUGGCGUGUGCUCAUUCAGAAGGAUUUUUCUGGGUCUGGGUAUGUGCAUCAGCUAUGCCGCCCUCCUUACCAAAACCAACCGAAUCUACCGUAUCUUUGAACAGGGUAAAAAGUCAGUCACGGCACCCAAGCUGAUUAGCCCUACAUCACAGCUGGCAAUCGCCUCAAGUCUCAUCUCGGUGCAGCUGUUGGGGGUGUUAAUCUGGUUUGGAGUUGAUCCACCCAAUACGAUCAUUGACUAUGAUGAGCAGAAGACCAUCAACCCAGAUCUAGCACGAGGGGUUCUGAAAUGCGACAUCACAGAUCUUCAGAUCAUCUGUUCUUUGGGAUACAGUAUCUUAUUAAUGGUGACAUGUACUGUUUAUGCUAUAAAGACCCGUGGGGUCCCAGAAAAUUUUAAUGAAGCAAAGCCCAUUGGGUUCACCAUGUACACCACCUGCAUCGUCUGGCUGGCUUUUAUACCCAUCUUCUUUGGCACAGCACAGUCUGCAGAAAAGUUGUACAUCCAGACAACCACACUGACCAUCUCGAUGAACCUCAGUGCGUCUGUGGCCCUGGGGAUGCUAUAUAUGCCCAAGGUCUACGUCAUCAUCUUCCACCCAGAGCUCAACGUGCAGAAGAGGAAACGCUCCUUCAAGGCUGUUGUCACAGCAGCCACCAUGUCAUCUCGACUCUCUCACAAGGCCAGCGACAGGCCCAACGGAGAGGCCAAAACAGAGCUGUGCGAGAACGUCGAUCCUAACAGUCCUGCAGCAAAGAAGAACUACGUGAGCUACAAUGACCUUGUGAUCUAACGUCAUUCCUCCAUCACAAAAACACACUGAGAUGGAAAAGAGAGCGUGAUCGCUGGAGACAGCUGCUUUCCUGCCCAACAUUCAUGAAAAAUUACAAAAGGGGGGAAAAAAAGGGAUGGAUUUUUCUUCUUAAUUUUGUCCCACUUUCUUGGCUGCUCACAGCGGACUCUGAAAUGCAGGCGGCAGCAGCAGCGAAUCACUAGAGCGUAGCAUUGUGGGACUUUGGGUACGCAAACAUCCACUCAGUUAAA
Molecule: messenger RNA, 3094 nt
Organism: Thalassophryne amazonica
Lineage: Eukaryota; Metazoa; Chordata; Actinopteri; Batrachoidiformes; Batrachoididae
Gene: grm7
Product: metabotropic glutamate receptor 7
Biological process (GO): G protein-coupled glutamate receptor signaling pathway; regulation of synaptic transmission, glutamatergic
Cellular component (GO): membrane
Molecular function (GO): group III metabotropic glutamate receptor activity
Source: RefSeq, a predicted model, not a curated record